ACAAGGGCCAACGGCCGGGUGAUGCACGCAUAUGUCUAGGCUCGGGAGGACCCAGCCUCUGGCAUUAGGACAGGUGUUGCUGGGCUUCGGUGCUACGUCGAAGCGCUCGAGGCACAAUAACGCCGACGACGACGAAGAGAUAGAAAACAGCAUGACGGAUACAGCAACUGCAACCACCCAAAAGAGGGCCAAUUUUUCUGCUCUAACUGUUGCUAAUCCUAAUGGAGUUAACAAAAUUUCGUCAAAUAUUGCCAAUGCUAAACCAGGUUCUGCGAAAAAACUUGUUAUAAAAAAUUUUAAAAACAAACCAAAAUUACCAGAAAAUUAUCAAGAACAAACAUGGGAGAAACUUCGAGAGGCAGUUGUGGCAAUCCAAACAAGCAAAAGCAUUCGUUAUUCGUUAGAAGAACUUUAUCAAGCAGUUGAAAACAUGUGUAAUCAUAAAAUGGCAUCUACUUUGUAUGCUAAUUUGACAGUUCUAACUGAAUCACAUGUCAAAGCCAACAUUGAGCAAUUUUUAGCGGAAUCAAUGGAUCGUCAUAUAUUUCUGAAAAAAAUGAACGAGUGUUGGCAAAGCCAUUGUCGUCAAAUGAUCAUGAUUAGAAGUAUUUUUUUGUACCUGGAUAGAACUUAUGUACUCCAAAAUCCUAGUAUUUCUUCUAUUUGGGAUAUGGGUUUACACUUGUUCAGAAUGCAUAUUGUACUCAAUAAUUUGGUACAAACCAGAACAGUCGAAGGUCUCUUGAUGCUGAUUGAAAAAGAACGUCAAGGUGAUACAGUUGAUCGUACUCUUCUCAAGUCUCUUCUAAGAAUGUUAUCAGAUCUUCAAAUUUAUCAAGAAGCAUUUGAAAGUAAAUUUUUAGUAGCUACCGAACGAUUGUAUGCCGCAGAAGGUCAACGACUGAUGAAUGAACAUGACGUGCCUGAAUAUUUGGCUCAUGUUGAUAAACGACUUCAAGAAGAAAAUGAAAGAUUACUACACUAUCUUGAUAUGUCAACGAAAUGGUCAUUGAUUCAUACAGUAGAAAAACAAUUACUCUCUGAGCAUGUUUCUAGCAUACUUCAAAAAGGCUUGAGUGGACUAUUAGAUGAAAAUCGUAUCAGUGACUUAACAUUACUUUACAAUUUAUAUAGCCGCGUAAAGAACGGUCUUGUCGAGUUAUGUUUGAAUUUUAAUUUUUACAUCAAGAAAAAAGGUAAAACAAUAGUUAUUGAUCCGGAAAAAGAUAAAACUAUGGUUCAGGAGUUGUUGGACUUUAAAGAUAAAAUGGACAACAUUGUUAAUACGUGUUUUUAUAAGAAUGAAAAAUUCGCAAAUAGUUUAAAAGAAGCUUUUGAAGCAUUCAUUAAUCAACGUGCGAAUAAACCAGCUGAAUUAAUAGCUAAGUUUGUAGAUAUGAAGCUGAGGGCCGGCAAUAAAGAAGCAACAGAAGAAGAAUUGGAGCGAUUAUUAGAUAAGAUAAUGGUUUUGUUCCGUUUUAUUCAUGGUAAAGAUGUAUUCGAGGCAUUUUACAAGAAAGAUCUUGCAAAAAGAUUGCUAGUAGGAAAAUCAGCUUCAGUUGAUGCUGAAAAAUCAAUGUUAUCCAAACUCAAACAAGAAUGUGGUGGUGGUUUUACUAGCAAACUCGAAGGAAUGUUCAAAGAUAUGGAACUUAGUAAAGAUAUUAAUAUUGCUUUUAAACAAUAUUCGAGUAAUCUACAGCAUGAACUAUUAGCGAGCAAUUUAGACUUGACUGUCUCUAUUCUUACGAUGGGCUAUUGGCCGACGUAUCCAGUUAUGGAAGUUACUUUACCACCGGAAAUGGUUCAAUAUCAAGAGGUUUUCAAUAAAUUUUAUUUAGGAAAACAUAGUGGACGUAAACUUCAAUGGCAGCCAACUUUAGGUCAUUGUGUUCUUAAAGCCUGGUUUCAUGCCGGAAAUAAAGAGCUACAAGUGUCCUUGUUUCAAGCUCUUGUUUUGAUAUUAUUCAACCAUGCAGACGAUCUUUCAUUCGAAGAGAUCAAGGCGGCUACGAAUAUUGAAGAUGGUGAAUUGAGACGAACUUUACAAUCUUUAGCCUGUGGAAAAGCAAGAGUGUUACAAAAAAAUCCUCGAGGACGUGAUGUUGCUGAUAAUGAUAGAUUUGUCUUCCAAGCAGACUUUACAAAUAAAUUAUUCAGAAUAAAAAUAAAUCAAAUUCAAAUGAAAGAAACGAAUGAAGAACAAAAAGCAACAGAAGAACGAGUUUAUCAAGAUAGACAAUAUCAGAUAGAUGCUGCAAUCGUAAGAAUUAUGAAAAUGAGAAAAACUCUUACACAUAAUCUUCUCAUUAGUGAGCUUUAUAAUCAACUCAAGUUCCCUGUAAAGCCUGCUGAUCUAAAGAAAAGAAUUGAGUCUCUUAUUGAUCGUGAUUACAUGGAAAGAGAUAAAGAUAAUGCAAAUCAGUACAAUUAUGUUGCAUAACCAAUUGCCAAAGCUACAUAUAAUAAGAGGAGUUAUUACGCCUCUAAAACAAAAAUAUUAAAAAAUAAACGGAUCAAUCAACUUAGUGAAAACUGCCGCCUCAGUUCGCGCUUUAUGCGAACAUUAUGCGAUAAGCAAUAUUUGAAGUGUCGUUUGAUACAUUUUGGAGAUAAAAAUAAGCAAAAAAUUAUUGCUUUGUUGAGAAGUGAAUCUGUGGAAGAAGAGAAUUCGCAUGUUUCAGCUGAAUAGCUAAUUAAAAUUGUUUUAUACAAUAAAAAGAGAGGAAGAAUUGUGUUAGUACGUAAAGAAAAAAAAAAUGCCUUUUUUAACGUUUUAAUGCAUUCUUUUUGUUUGAAACGAUAUUAAUUAAUAGUAACUAAGGAAAUAUUUCAUAUUUUCACGUUGAUUUUUCUUUAUUAUUAAACAAAAAAUCUAUAAUAUAUACGGCUCAAGUUCAAUUAAAAAUUGUUGUUUUGAGCUGUCAAUAGUAAAACUUUGCGGAAGAAAAAUUAGCAAAGACUGUUUGAGUGUGAGAAAAGUGUUUAGUGUUUUCGUGCAGAUAUUAAUGAUAUGUUGAAACAAAUAAUAUGAAAAAAUAUAAAAAGACUCCAAAGAAAAUUCAAAUUGAACACUUUCAUACUAACUGAGUUUAUUAAAAAAAUGAAUGAACUGUGUAUUGUAGAUUAUGAUGGUUGUAUAAAAAUAACUAUUUACAUUUAAUAUCAUUGAUAAUUGAAUAACAAAGAAUUAUAAAUGAAAUAUUACCAAGUCAUUUGACUUAUUUAUAUCAUUUAUUCGCAUUAUUUAUCAAAUUAGAUUAUUAAAGAAUCAUGCAGAUACAAACUUAGUAAUUUUAUAAUGCACUUUCUCACGCGGAGCAAAUAUUGUUAAUUAUAGCAAUGAUUUUUACUGUGAAUAAAAUUAAAUUUCUGAUGCAAACGUAGUAAACACUAAACUUUUUAAUUUUCCAUUAUUAAAAAUUACUGUAUUUUCUAUUUUUUUUAAAUAGGAAAUAUUAUAUUAUUUGUUUUUUAAAUUGAUACACAAUACUGCGUUUGCGUCUACAAUUCCUUAGGCUUACACUGCGGAACUUUAUUUUUGUGUAAUAUUUCGUAGGAUUUGUCAAAAAAAAGUGUAAAUAGGAUAAGAUAAAAACAACAAAAUAUUCGUACUUGUAAUAAAAAUACAACGAAAAUGA
Molecule: messenger RNA, 3641 nt
Organism: Chelonus insularis
Lineage: Eukaryota; Metazoa; Arthropoda; Insecta; Hymenoptera; Braconidae
Gene: Cul4
Product: cullin 4
Exons: 5
Coding region: 32-2443 (803 amino acids)
Biological process (GO): DNA damage response; protein ubiquitination; ubiquitin-dependent protein catabolic process
Cellular component (GO): Cul4-RING E3 ubiquitin ligase complex
Molecular function (GO): ubiquitin protein ligase binding
Source: RefSeq, a predicted model, not a curated record